This is a messenger RNA of Monopterus albus (swamp eel), 2314 nucleotides long. It is a transcript of the gene thoc5, whose product is annotated as THO complex 5. Gene Ontology annotation, molecular function: mRNA binding. The record is from RefSeq and is a predicted model, not a curated record. The transcript is spliced from 20 exons. Bases 142 to 1956 code for a protein of 604 amino acids. Gene Ontology annotation, cellular component: THO complex part of transcription export complex. Gene Ontology annotation, biological process: mRNA export from nucleus. NCBI's taxonomy places the organism in Eukaryota, Metazoa, Chordata, Actinopteri, Synbranchiformes, Synbranchidae.
GGGUUCUCUGGCCAUCCGGUUUAAGAUUUUUGGCACGGCAAGGCUUCCGUUCGCACUCGGUGCUAUAGCAGGAUAAAGUCUCUCGUUCAUUUGCUCACAAUUUAACUAUUUCAGACGGAUGUGUGCAUCACGAAGUCAGCCAUGUCGUCGGAAAUCCUGAAAAAGCGAAAGUCGAAGGUCCUCCGCAGUGAAGCAGGGAUACCGGAGAUGAAGCGAGGUCGCGGAGAAGGAGAACAGCAGGAGGCACGCACAUAUAGUGAGGAAGUGGAGUUGGAUGGCCGGGACCCUGAGCAGGACUUUCUUCAGUACAAAGAGUCAUGUGAGAAUUUGGCUAAACUCCUGAAUGAUAUCCAGGACCUUAAAGCCAACGGAGCCAAGGAAGGGUGUGCUGAGGUGGAGCAGAGACGUCUGCAGAGCUGCAUCCACUUCAUGAACCUGAAAAAACUUAAUCGUCUGGCUCAUAUGCGACUAAAGAAAAGCAGAGACCAGACACAUGAGGCAAAACAGAAAGUGGAUGUGCUGCACCUUCAGUUACAGAACCUUCUCUAUGAAGUUAUGCAUCUUCAAAAGGAGAUCAGCAAGUGUCUGGAGUUCAAGUCUAAGCAUGAGGAGAUAGACUUGGUGUCUGAGGAGGAGUUUUACCAGGGGGCGCCACAAGAGAUUUCCAGGCCUCAGCUCACAAAGACUGAUCCCCACCAACUCACACUGGCACGACUGGACUGGGAGCUUGAGCAGAGGAAGCGGUUGGCAGAGAAAUACAAGGAGUCUCAGGCCACAAAAGAGAAGAUCCAGAAGAGCAUUGAGGUGAAAAAGGAAUAUCUGAGAAGCUUACAGCCAGGACUGCAUGCCAUCAUGCAGGCAUCUCUCCCAGUGCAGGAGUACUUGUCCAUGCCUUUUGAACAGACUCAGAAACAAACAGAGAUUGCCCGCCAUCUCCCUCCACCUCUGUAUGUCCUGUUUGUUCAAGCCAAUGCUUAUGGCCAGGCCUGUGACAAGAACCUGAAUGUGUCCAUUAGUGGUGAUGUGGAUGAGGCCAAGGCCUUGUCCAAGCCUCCAGAAGAUUCCCAAGAUGAUGAGAGUGAUUCAGAUGCAGAGGAGGAGCAAGAGAAAACGAGGAGAAGGCCAACUACCGGUGGCCAGCUGGAUGACAAAAGACGGGAGAUGCUGAAAAGGCACCCUCUGUCCCUCUGCUUGGACCUCAAGUGUAAAGAUAGCAGCACCCUCCACCUCUUCUUCUACUACCUGAUGAAUCUGAAUAUUAUGACAGUCAAGACCAAGGUGUCCACUUCCACAGACCUCAACACAGCCACUAGCGCAGACAGGAACCUGCUGAAAUCGGACACUCUGCUCAGCUGCCUUUAUGCCAACGACCAGGGACGGGAAACACCCAAUCCAGCUAAUCGCUACCAGUUUGAUAAAGUCGGGAUUGUUUCCUUUGCUGAUUAUGUGGAGGAGCUGGGCCACCCCUAUAUGUGGGUCCAGAGUCUCGGAGGACUACAUUUUCCCAGUGACACAUCAGAGGUUGUACAUGUGGGCAGUUCUCUCAGUGCCAGUUACAUGGAGAGCACCAUGAAGCUGCUGAGGAGUAGAGUGCAGUCCCGCUUAGCUUUGCACAAACAGUUUGCCUCUUUAGAGCACAGCAUUAUCCCGGUCUCUAGUGAGUGUCAGCACCUCUUUCCUGCCAAGGUUAUCUCCUGUUUAGCUCGCUGGACCACCACAACUUACCAGGAGUACAUGGAACUUGCAUAUACAUGUCAUGUGACCAGUGCUGGGCUGGCAAAGGAGACUGAUCUGUACUUUAUGGGAGUGAUCGAAAGAGGCACAGCUCGUCUCCAGGCAGCAGUGGUGCUGAGUCCUCGUUACCCAGAGAUCUCUCCUCUUUUUUCCCUCUCUCUCAGCUGGAAGGGAGAGCGCAGUGGACGCACCGAUGACAACCUUCGAGCCAUGGAGUCCUAAGUCAACGUGUUCAAAAAUGAGCUACAGGGACCAUGUCCAGGACACCAGCUCCUGACCAAUCAGAUUGCACGUCUGUGUGUGUGCCUGGAUGUGUAUUUGGAGACUGAAGGUCAAGAUGACGGUGUGGAGGGACCACGAGAGUUCCCCCGUGAAAAGAUGUGCUUGCGGACUGUCAGAGGUCCAAAUCGUCUGAAGCCAUUCAAGUACAACCAUCCUCAGGGUUUCUUCAGUCAUCGCUAAGCCUGAAUAUAUGAUUCUCCUGCUGUACUUUGCAACUAAGCCAAGUUUCCUUUGUGACUGACACACGAAGUUGUACUUUUGUACCAGUUUGAAAAUAAAAACAUGUUAUUUUCUUGAA